Molecule: messenger RNA, 3425 nt
Organism: Ricinus communis (castor bean)
Lineage: Eukaryota; Viridiplantae; Streptophyta; Magnoliopsida; Malpighiales; Euphorbiaceae
Product: kinesin-like protein KIN-14T
Exons: 12
Coding region: 235-3072 (945 amino acids)
Biological process (GO): microtubule-based movement
Molecular function (GO): microtubule motor activity; microtubule binding; ATP binding
Source: RefSeq, a predicted model, not a curated record
UGUCAGUCAAUGUGACUUGUAUCUACUACUGCUAGUCAUGAAGAAAUUAUAAUAAUAAUAAUUAUACAGACUAUUUAUCUUAAGUUGAAGCAGCCAAUUGGUUGUUGGUCCAAAAUGGAUGCUCAAUUUAAUUCCGAAAUUUGGAUGACUAUAAUGAAUGGUUGCAGAAUGUGAGUAAGGAAUAGUGAAUGUGGGAGUCAGACACAUGUUUGUUUGCAAUUACUGGAGUCUCAGAUGGGUUCAAGAAAAUCUGUUCGAAACCUUGGGGAGACUCUUGAAUCGCUGCUGGGGCUAAAGGCACAUCUAACUCCCAACUGGGUCAAAUCAGUCUGCGACAUACUAAAAACCCUCCCAUCCAACUUAACAGAUGCUAAAGAAGAAGAUGAUGAUAAUGAUUCUUGCAAUACCAUUUCCAAGAUAAAAGAUGAACUUGCUGCUUUAACUACCUCCAUAAAUCAAUUGAACAUACAGAGAAGGCAGGCACUUAAUGAUUUUCUCUACUUGAAAGGGAACAUUCGUGUAUUUUGUCGCAUAAGGCCUAUUACAUUGGGGGAGAAUUUUGGUCGGGUAGUGGCUGUAAAUUCAAGUGAUGUUCUUCUAAAACUUGCUGAUAAUAAGAGCAAGAGUUACACUUUUGACAGGGUUUUCCACCCAGGAGCAGUACAAGAUGAAGUUUUUUCUGAAGUUGAACCAGUUAUCAAAUCAGUCCUUGAUGGUUACAAUGCCUGCAUUUUUGCCUAUGGGCAGACGGGCACGGGAAAAACUUUCACAAUGGAAGGUACGCCAGAUGAACCUGGGGUGGUGCCUCGCACAUUUGAAGCACUCUUUAAACAAGCAGUUGAGAGUAACCAUUCGUUUCUCAUCAAUUUCAGUAUGCUUGAAAUUUACAUGGGAAAUCUCAAGGACUUGCUCCUCCCCAAGCCAACAAGACCAACAGAUCCUAUAUCAGCUUGCCUUUCAGUUCAAACAGAUCCAGAAGGAGGAAUUGAAAUUGACAACCUUGUGUCAAUUCAAGUGAAUGAUUUCCACCAAGCUUUGAGGCUGUACAGAUUAGGUUGUCGUUUCAGAUCAACUGCCUCAACAAACUCCAACAUAACUUCUAGCCGAUCCCAUUGCAUGAUACGCAUAGUAAUAACAUGCUUUGAUGCUCCUGAGAGGCGACGAAAAAAAAAUAAAAUUUGGUUAGUGGACCUUGGAGGAAGUGAGCGUGUCCUCAAGACAAAGGCAUGGGGAAAAAGACUUGACGAAGGAAAGGCUAUCAAUUUGUCUCUCUCUGCUCUUGGAGAUGUUAUUAAUGCCCUCCAGAGGAAAAAGCGGCACAUACCUUACAGGAAUAGCAAGCUGACACAAGUUCUUAAAGAUUCUCUGGGUGAUGAUUCAAAAACGCUAAUGCUAGUCCAUGUCAGUCCUAAAGAAGAAGAUUUGUGUGAGACCAUAUGUUCUUUAAAUUUAGCAACAAGGGCAAAAAACAUUCACCUAGGAAACGAGGAUAUAAUAGAAGUAAGAGAGCAGAAGAAAGUAGCAAUGGAAAAUCUGCAGGAAAAGAUGAUAGAGAUUGAACAUGAGAGACUGCAUGCUAGAAGAGAAAUUGAAAAAUUAGAGAAGAAAUUAGAAAAACUAACAGGAAAAAGCUUAGCUUAUGAAGAGCAACUUGAGGCACAUAGUAUUGCUGAAGAGCCACUUACGAAGAACAGCGCUGCAGAUACUGCAGUAGCACCCAUUUCAAAGUUACCAAGAUUUAUGAGGGCAACCAUUUGCAGCCAACGGAAAUCAGGGACAAUUUUCCAAGCCUCAGAUAGUAACAUCCCAGUGCCAGAAAGAAGAAGGCCAUCCUCUCAUCGUGCUGAGUCUGUGACUUUCCCUGUGAAGGAUCACUCAGAUUUCAAAUCAGAUCAUAGUGUUACCAGAGCUAGCUGUUUGGUGGGACUGGACACAAGAAAUAAUGCUGAUAAUGCAACAGAAUACAGCCAAGAAACAUCUGAAAUUGAUGUUAAAAUGACUGAUCUCAGAGAGCAAGAAAAAGCAUCAAGGAGUUCAGCUAGUCAAAUGGGUGAUAUUAGUCACAUUCAGAAAAAUACAAUUAGACGGACAGGACAGACUACUCAUAACAAAUUUUUGAAGGUUGACAAUUGGCUUGAUCUACAAAAGAAUGGAAUCAAUAUGAGUGGUUAUACUCAUAGGAUGAAGCGGGUUUUAGCUGUUCCUACUCCUGAGAAGAAACAUGGGCGAAAUGAGCAGAGAAAAACAAAGAAGUCUUUUAAUGAAGAAGCAAAUAUUUUAUACGAUUUCAGAACGCAAAAGGUAGUGAGCCAGAAUAAAAAAGACAAGCUGGUUACUGAUGGAGGAGUUGGAAGGGCCACAUCAACACUAGAGGUUGAUAAACCAUCAGUGACAAUGUUGAAGGAUUUAUUCAAUGGGGAGUCAAAAUCUAAUUCUAUUCCAGUAUCUCAGACAACUGAAGGGAAGAGAAUGAAACAAGCACAAGAAUCUCUUGAUAUUUUAUGGACAGAGGAUGAUAAAUGGAGCAUUUGUUCUCUAGAAGACUUGAAUUGUCACAGACUUUGUGAAUAUAAAGAUGAUAGAGCAAAUGCAUUGUCAAGCAUGGAAACAGUGGAAGACAAACAAAUUUCAGAUAGUUCUCAGUCGAAGACAAACCAUGGAAACUGUGAAGUUUUGCAAUCUGAUUCAGACGGCAGUAUCCAUUACAUGAAAGGGGAUUCUGGUGACUCUGUGUCCAUGUCAGAACUUGAACUAUGCUGUCAGAAACUACCCAUGGAAUCGAAUACUGAAGAUAGUGAAAGGAAUGACUCAGAAGUCUCCAUUCAAUGUUUGGCAAAAGAAAGAAGGCAUGACAUACUCCAACUGAGAGCGCAGAAAGCAUUAUUUAUGAACUUUUCAAACCGGAAAGAUUUAAUGAAGCAAAUUGAUAAAUCUCAAGAAAAAAUGCAGACUAGAGGAAUAUGUCAUGUUCUUAAACAGAAAAUCGAGACUCUAUGCGUUAGUGCUCUUCUAGGAUUGGGGUUUUACAGCCUGGGAUAUGAGCAUGAGUUCUUCUACAGUUUAAUGCUUUGAAGCAACACCAUUGGAUGAAAAAGGGAGACAUCCAUUUCUUUUUCUUUCUGUGAGGGGAAGGUGUGGAGAUUGAAGUGGGGGUUGGAUGUCAAUGGAACCUUACAAAUGCUCACUAUUCAAGCCUUAUUUUCUAUAUGCUAGAGAGCAAGUUUGAUCCUGAUGAAGCAAUGCAUUGUGCUUAAUAUUUGGGCAAUAAAGCAGGUAUAAAUGGUUUUCGUGCCUUCAGUUAAAUGAUUAAAUGAAACUCCAUGCCUACUUCUACAGCAGGAAAUAACUUCUCGAAGUUUUGCUCCAGCUUCCUUAGCUGGAAAAUAUCUCUGAACAAACAAGAGGAUGCCAAAAUUUUAGAUGUG